CGCCCCCCAACCCUCCGCCCGAUGGGGACCCCCUCCGGGGGGCCUGGGCCUGCCAGACUUGCACCUUCCUCAACACUGGCCCCACCGUGCUGUGUGCCGUGUGUGAGCGCCCCCGGCUGGCCGGCCGGCCCUGCGCCCCCGACCCCCAGCAUCCCCCGGAUGGGCCCCCGGUGCCCAUGCAGGCCAAGGGGGCCCCAGGCUGGCAGUGCGAACACUGCACCUUCUGGAACCAGCUGCCUGGGCGGGUGUGUGAGGUUUGCAACAGGACCAGCCAGCUUGGGGGGCCCCCCCAGGAAGAGAAGGGACCCCGGCGUCCGGGCAAGCCCCACCCCCUCUCACCAGAGGAGGUGGAGCGUCGGCGGCAGGAGAAGCUGCGGGAGGAUGGGAUGAAGCUGGUGGCCAUGAUCCGGGAGGCGGAGCUGGUGGGCGUGGCCCCAGAGGAAGUAGGGGCGGCUCUGCGAUACUCAGGGACGGAGCUGCCCCUGCCCUGGCUGCGCUCGGAGCUGCCCGCGGUGCUGGACGCGGUGGUGGAACAGGCCACGGAGCGGGGGGCAGGUGCCGAGCUGGGUGCCAUCACACAGCAGGAGGCUCGUGCUGCCUGGACCCAGAGCCAGGGUGACCUGGAUGAGGCCGUGAGCCGCUGCCUGAGCACCCGGCGCAGCAAGGUACGGGCAGGGCCAGGGGACAGGGAUUGUGGGGGGAGAGGCUUGGUGUACCUGCAGGAGAACGGAAUCGCCUGCCCCAAGUGCAAGUUCCCCUACGCGCUGGCCCGGGGGGGCUGCAUGCACUUCCAGUGUUCCCAGUGCAGGCACCACUUCUGCAGCGGCUGCUAUGGGGCCUUCUACACCAAGAACAAAUGCCCAGUGCCCUCGUGCCCAGUUCGCCAGUCCCUGCACGGGCACCACCCCCGCGACUGCCUCUUCUACCUGCGUGACUGGGACGUGGGGCGGCUGCAGCGCCUCCUGCAGGUCGGGGGGCGCGGGGGGAUCCUGGGGAUGGGCCCUGAGGGGCAUUGGGGAGACAGG
Molecule: messenger RNA, 1025 nt
Organism: Chelonoidis abingdonii (Abingdon island giant tortoise)
Lineage: Eukaryota; Metazoa; Chordata; Testudines; Testudinidae
Product: E3 ubiquitin-protein ligase RNF31-like
Biological process (GO): protein linear polyubiquitination
Cellular component (GO): LUBAC complex
Molecular function (GO): zinc ion binding; ubiquitin protein ligase activity; linear polyubiquitin binding
Source: RefSeq, a predicted model, not a curated record